Messenger RNA from Durusdinium trenchii, 1154 nucleotides. The record is from the annotation of a GenBank genome assembly. Lineage: Eukaryota; Dinophyceae; Suessiales; Symbiodiniaceae.
GACGGACUUGGACGUCAUUGGCUGAGCUCAAACAACUUCUAACAUCUUCAGCAGCAUGCGCGGGUCGCAAGUCUUACGGAUGUCUCACUAGUCGUCAAUGUAGUCCACGCCGGAGCUCUGCAGCUGUGGAGCCAUGGCUGACUGUAGCUUCCGCAGAAGAUUAUUGCUGCUGGUUCUUUGGGCUUGGGCCUUGGAGAGCCGCGACUUCAUCGAGGGUGCCAGACCUGUCCGACGGAACCACGGCGUGGUUCGCCCGGCUUCUGCAACUCAGCCCGAUGAGGAGGUGUCGGAUGCCAUCAAAGAGUGGAGCGAAGAGGUUGGUCCGGGGAUCUACAUUGCAAAGACUUCGAUCAACUUGCGCUCGGAGGCCGAUGCUGACUCCGAGCUCAUGGGUGGUAUGGUGAAGGCGGGCGAAGUCUUCGAAGUCACGGAGGUCCAAGCGCCCAGUGAGGCGGAUCCGUUGGGCUACCUCCGCGUGGGAGAGCGCGGGUGGAUCUUCGACGUGGGCAUUGCGGGGCCUUGGGUGGGUGUUCCCAUCGUGGCAGAGGUCACUGGUCAGCUGGCCGAAAGGUACGCCCGCAUCUUGCGGAAUCGCAACCGCUACGCGGAGUAUCAAGCCGCCCUGGGCGAGGACGAGGACUUCCUGGAACGGGACGAGGUGCCGGCUGCGAUGCUGGAGCAGAAUGAACAACUGUGGAAAGCGCUUCGCCAGGACAUCCAAGUGGAGGAGCUCGGGGAAGAGGAGCGGAAAGCGUUUGACAAUCUCUGCAAGGAUGAAGAGGAGAGGAACCUGGUCUUGUCCACGCUGAGAGAAGCAUCAGGUGCUGCGUUCCGAAAGCUGCUGGUUCCGCGGUGGAUGAAACUCCAACAACUUCUUCCACCAGAGAUGAAGAUGGAGAUGGAGGCGUCAAAGCAACGUUUCUCGAGUUUGCCAGGACGCCCUACCUCUGCUCCUCCUCGCUUCAUGCGUUCACUCAGAGGCGCCACGCAGGGGGUCACCUACCGGCCAUUGGACCUGGGAAGAAGGAUGGGGAUCCGUGUGCCGGCAGCAAGCACAGCCAUGUGACGCCCCCAAAGGUUUGUACAUAGCUUGCCAGACUGGACGAUCUCUGCUGCAGUGAGAGCUCUGCAGAAAACGACCGCGCAGAAAAAGA